Adelges cooleyi (spruce gall adelgid) is the source of this 2182-nucleotide messenger RNA. RefSeq lists its product as uncharacterized. The coding region runs from base 283 to 705 and encodes 140 amino acids. The transcript has 5 exons. Gene Ontology annotation, biological process: regulation of mitochondrial membrane potential. Gene Ontology annotation, cellular component: mitochondrion. The record is from RefSeq and is a predicted model, not a curated record. NCBI's taxonomy places the organism in Eukaryota, Metazoa, Arthropoda, Insecta, Hemiptera, Adelgidae.
GUCUUGUUCUCACUAGUUUUACCUCGGAACUGAUCAAUAACUUGGAUAAUCGUCAAUCGCUAGUUUAUAUUCUACCUACCUAAAGUAUUCUAUUCGCCGUCUGUAUUGUGGUUUUGUACAUCGGUGUAUUAACUUAACUCUUCAAAAAGAAGUUGUCGAAUACAAUACUUCUACUUUCUACACAUUAUUUCAAAAUAGAUAUUAUCACCAUAUUUUACGGUGACAAUGUUCAAGCAACUAUAAGGGUUUCAAUUCUGUGAAUUUAAGCAACGCAGGAAAAUCAUGGGGGGAAGAGCGUCCAAGCUGUUUAAGAGUUUUUCGAAUCACUCAGCUAGUGGCCAAAGCCUACCAACCGACGACGAAUUUGGCGAUCUAACCUUUAAUGAAAACCUCCAGCAGCAGCAGCAACAAUAUCAGUAUUAUGAGCAACAAAAACAAAGACAACAGCAUCAGCAAGAGUUCACCAAUAAUUCCGUUAGCCCAUUUGUCCAUUACAGAAGAGGAUCCAUGUACAUAGAUGAAGACGGUGACAUGGCGCACGAGUUUUAUGUUGAAGCUAAAGUGGGCACAAAAGUCACUCUCAAGAAAAUUAGUAAAAACUGUUUGAAACCUCAGGGUGACGUCCGAUUGGAUACCCCCUGCAUAAGGAAUGAUUACCCCGUGGUGCUGUUGGAAGAGCAGAGCACCAAAGCAGUCAAGGGAUAAUGAUAAUGGGAAGACGUCUUACUCCUGGUCGGCGCCUUUUGAUCAAAGGGAGUAUGAGACAACUACUUCAAGUCUCUGUCGUCAUUAUAAUAUACCAUAACAUAACUAUUGUAUUGUCAUUGUGAUAUUUUCGGUUCCCUUUGACUGUCGUACAAUCAAAUAAUAUAACGUCAAGUAAAUUUAGUUUGUUUUGCCGGCCAGGAGAACGUCGUGUCCACCUUGCGCGUGACACGUUAACAACUAACGUCCAACUGAAAUACACCAAAACCUACAACGCUUAUCUACUUAUCCGAUAUAAAAUAUAGUAUACAAUUAUAAAACAUAUAUUAUGGUAGUGUGUGUGUGUGAUAAUAGUCAGUGUAUGAAAUGCAAUCACUGUAUUUAUUAUGUACAUAAUAUUGUUAAAUAGCGUAGUAACUAUGUUUGUACGUUUCCAAAGGACUUUUGUUUUGUUUUUUGUUAUCUAACUUGGUACUCACAGAAUACCAAUAUUGGCCUUUAAACUGGAGUAGAUUCCGAUUAAGUGUAUUCGUUUUGUGUACUAAUUAAUUACUAUAGUUAGCUGUUAUUAGCUAAUCAGUUAAUUAGUUAAAAGUUAUUAGCUUAAAAAUAAUUAAAUAUUACUUGUAAUAUUUUAUCAUUACAAGAUUUUUUAAUAGGUAGCAUAAAUAGAUACUAAAUAGGUACACAUUAUUUGGCUCUGUAUAUUUUCAUUAAAUGUUAUCAGAUUAUUAUUGGAUUCAUUGUUUUCAUGUGUUAGAGCUUAAUAAGUUUAUUUAUUUCCGGUCUCUAAUUUAGUCAUUCUAUAAUUUUUUUUACCAAGUUUGUUUUGUGAUUGUUUAUAGCUAUUAGAGUUGAAAUAGAAUUUUAAUUGUUGUUUAGAAUUUAGUCGUCGCCCGUGUGGUUAUUUAUUCGAUUCGUUUUGAUUUAACUAUUUAUGUAAACAUUAACGCAUUGGCACCAUUUGGGGUUCAUUUUUAGCUCCAUAGGUGCUAUUUUCUCUCACCGUUGAUCCAUUUUUACCUAUUUUUUUUUUUUUUUUUUUUUUUACCUAAUUUAUAAAAAAAUUAGUACAAUAUACAACUUUGUAAUUGAACCAUUAGCGACCCAACAAGGUAUAUUAGGCAAUGCCGGACACCUUGCCCCCUUCCCCAAGUGGUGUGCCUGAAUUAAUGCCAAUACAAACGGCGCUAAAUGUACCUGUUAAGCGUACUGAUACUGUUUGUGUUCGACAUUUUUUAUUGUAUUAAUAUGGUUGAGUGUAACUAAUUAUAUAAAUAUUGUAUAUUUCGAGUAUUUUAUUAUCCAAUAAGUAAUAAUAUUUAAUUAUAUAAAGACAUUUUUUUUCGAAAUUUACUAGUUAUAAGUGACGAAGACUUAAAGAUAUAUACAUUACGUGUCAACCAGUUACAGCGUUUGUCUAGCUUUAACGUUCUUCUCGCUAUUAGUAAAAAUGUGAAAAAUUUGUGAAUGUCUG